This is a messenger RNA of Camellia sinensis, 429 nucleotides long. RefSeq names its product agamous-like MADS-box protein AGL15. NCBI's taxonomy places the organism in Eukaryota, Viridiplantae, Streptophyta, Magnoliopsida, Ericales, Theaceae. Gene Ontology annotation, molecular function: DNA-binding transcription factor activity, RNA polymerase II-specific; protein dimerization activity; RNA polymerase II cis-regulatory region sequence-specific DNA binding. Gene Ontology annotation, biological process: regulation of transcription by RNA polymerase II. The record is from RefSeq and is a predicted model, not a curated record.
AUGGGAAGCGGAAAAGAGAAAAUUGAGAUUAAAAGAGUAGAGAAGGAAGGGCAGAGAAUGGUUACAUUCUCCAAGAGACGUCAUGGUCUCUUCAACAUAGCCCGACAACUUCGAUCCCUCACUGGCGCCAACAUCGCUAUCCUCAUCUUCUCUCCCACUGGCCGUCCCUACACUCACGGCAAGCCCUCAUUUGACGCCCUUGUCGAUCGUUACCUCAACACCACUGCCGCCGCCGGAGAGAAGGCAGAAGAGGGUUGUGAGGCUGCCGCCGCGAACCACCACCGGUUGAGUUCCUGGUUGGAUGCUCUGCAAUUCGAUGCGAGUGAUAGCAUUGAAGAUUUGGAAAUCUUGAGGAAAGGGCUUGAAGAGAUCGCAGCGAAAGUGGCUGAGAAAAUCGAUGACGGUUUUGUUGAUUCUUUACUUGUUUGA